This is a messenger RNA of Salvelinus fontinalis (brook trout), 3693 nucleotides long. RefSeq names its product thymocyte expressed, positive selection associated 1 (gene tespa1). Gene Ontology annotation, molecular function: signaling receptor binding. NCBI's taxonomy places the organism in Eukaryota, Metazoa, Chordata, Actinopteri, Salmoniformes, Salmonidae. The record is from RefSeq and is a predicted model, not a curated record. Bases 645 to 3239 code for a protein of 864 amino acids. The transcript has 12 exons.
ACUUUUUAUCCAUCAUUUACUCAAGUGUUUCCAUUAUUUUGGCAGUUACCUGUAGAUUCCCUAUAAUAAAAUAUAUUUUUGCCAAGUUGUUAGUAAUUUCAAGGAAUAGAACUUGGAGGGAUAGAGUACAUACUAGAUAACAUUGUGCACAUGACACAAUCACUAGCCUCGUUUACACCUUGUGUUAACAUGUACGUUUCGUAAUCUGAUCAAUAUGGUCCAAUCACUAUCUAAUCAAGUACAAUCAGAAUGUGGAAAUUAUCAGGACAAAGGGCGCGAGUUAGCACCAGUUUUAAACGGGGCUAUACUGUGAGCUCUUCUUUAUUAGCCUACAGUGUAUUUUGGCGUCUGUUACGCAGGGAGGAUGUGUGUCACAAGUGUUUCACACGCUCUUUUUUUUCUUAAGUUGAAACCACACGAACUUCCUUUUCUACCUUCCUUGUAUUGUAUUUGCGCGUAAAGAGACAGUCAGAGGAGUUGACAGCAAUGAUGUAUAUAUUAUACACAUUGGUUGAGAAAGAGAGGCGCGAACAUGUAGCCUAGGCGUUGUGUUGAUAAAGGUUGAAACGUUUAUCCAGGAUGAACCGUUUCAGUAAAUUGUCAUCUGAAAAACAGAAGAAAACCUGGAUGAAAUAUGCAGUGCUAUGUUGACAACAAGAUGCAACUCGAGACCGGUGAGCGCAGUGGGAGAAACCAGAAUUGAAACCUGCGGUGCUUCAGUGAAGCCAUCUUGUCUGAAGAGGAUCACUGUAACGGAGACAGAGGGAGUCAGGAAACAGGUGCAGUCGCCCCCCCCCCUGAUGGAGAGGCCGUCUUCUACAACCAGGCGUCAGGCCUGGUUCCAGACCGGUCGCCAGUGGCCAACCCUGAAAGAACAAGAUCCACAGGGACCUCCAUCCAUCCACCCGUCUGUUCCACACCAGCCUGCAUCAGAGGAUGAUGUCUUCUCAGAUGGAUGCUCAGCAGGAAAGAUUGAGAGCUGGCUGCUGGGCUGCGGGCUGGAGACGGACUCAGAAAACUCUAGACAUAAUCUGACUGUUGGUAAGUCUGACAACAAAGUCACCGUCACUGAAAUCUACUGUCAGCAUGGAGCGAUGAUGUCAUAUCCUACUGGUCACAACAGAACACUGAUUUUAGUCUCCUCUCUUCUUCCAGAGUCUCUGCUGAAAUCGAACAGUUUUGAAGAUGACCUGAGUCUGGGGGCCGAGGCUACAGUAUUAAAUGUUGAGGAAGGAGUCUCAGAACUGGGGAGCUGCCCACUGCUGCUUCCGCCACCCAAACAUCCUCACAGAGGAGUCACCACCAGUACUCCCCGCCAGAGGCUGGUUCUGCCUCAUCUCCACCUGGGUCACAGUCUGGCCUCCAGUGGGCUCUCCAAAAGCACCAGUAAAGCAUCGAGUGUGUCGGAGGCGCUGCAGAUGUGUGCGGAGGAUGCAGAGGAGACUCUGUACCAGUUAGGGUUUGGUUGUGAUGAGCCUGAGGUUACGGCCCGUAUCCCUAUCCGCUUCAUCAACUUCCCGUCCCAUGCCCACGGCAUCAACCUCCGCCUCUUUCUUCAGUCCCAACUGCACCGGCUCCGACAGGAAGACCCAGGACUCUCCCUGGCCAGUCGUUUCAGGCAGGUAGAGGUGCUGACAGCCAUGGCCAACGCCUUCUACUCCCUCUACUCACACGUGUCCCGCACACCCCUCCAGAAACUCGCCCCUCCCGAGUUCAGCUUCUCCCCCACCGCCGACGGGCAGAUCGGACGGCGCUUCAUGGGAAGCGUCCGCAGCGAACCGAGGUCUCCAGUGGAACGACUCAAGGACACGGUUUCUAAGAUGUGCCUGUAUACUGGCUCUGGGGGUUCCGCCCGGCUGGGCUCAGACUCUGCCUGCCCCAGACCAGGACUCUCCCCAGGGCCUGGGUCUGGGUCGGCCCCCAAGAAGAGAAGCAGCCUGCCUGACUUGGUGGGUCUGGUCCUGGAGAACACCAAGGCAGAGGCUUUAUCCAGAGACAUGGAGGAUAAUCAGGAUACAGGGGACAGUAAUGAGACGAGUGCUGCUGUGGACACGAUGGUGAAGGAUAGAGAGACAGAGACACAGGGACACAUAGACAGGGAGGGGGAGCAGGGGUUGUUUUCAGAUGUACAGGAUAUGGACACUGGGGAUAGUAAUAAGGCAUGUGCUGUGGGCACACGUAUGUUCAGGGACAGAGAGACAGAGACACCGGGACAUAGAGACACAGUCAGGGACAAGGAGUUGGAGCAGGGAUCGUCAUCAGAUAGGGAUGGAGUUGAUUUAGAGAGAGAGCAACAUUCUGACACAACACCCAACCUUGGGGCAUCAUCACUUUCAGAAUCAGGUCAUCAAAGAGAGCCCAGUAGUAGGAAGAAGCUGGACUUUGGCCGUACUACUCCAAGACCUACUUGUGAAGUUGGAGAAACUCAAAACACAAUGCAUCCCACAGGCUGGGCAACGGUAGUGGCACCGGUCGCCAAGGUUACCCACGACAUCACCCGUCCUCAGAUCGUUGAGUGUGUUCACCAGGCUCCGUACAGCAGUCAACUACAACCGUGGAAUAAUAACACACAGGCGGCGGACACUUUGUCAUCUGUCGUCUCCUCUGAGAACGUCAGAAGAUCUGACCGAUCCUUCACCACAGACGGACUACACCAACCCAGGGAGGAGAAAUGCUUAACUACCAGUAACUCAGCCAAGAGUUUAGAGGUCACAGUAACUCCCAUGUCUAAGGUUGAAUCCAGCUUGGGAGAAACUGGAACACUGGUGGUGUCAACGUUCGUGCCUAUAGAGCUCCUUAGUUGCAGGAAGUCCCCUUGUCUCAUCACUGUUACUGAUGUGACACCUUCUAGUUCUUUAGACACAGAUGCACCUGAGAUGAUUCUCCCUCCCAGUGGUGGGACCACAGUGGUGCCUCCAGCAGCUCAGUAUUAUCCAGGUGUAUGGAGGAACAAGAGGUACCUGAGUCCUCUGAAACCACCACCACUCCAGGGGCAGGUCUCCCACACUAUUCAACAGGCCAACUCCUUUGAGCUGGAGGAGGUACAUAGCGCAGGGGAGGAAGACUUUGGACAGCAAGAAACUAUACGGUCAACAUCUUUGUCACGGUCUACUGUCAAUCAAAACAAAGGUCUGGUGGUUCGAGGGGACAGCAUGCAAUCAGACAGUAGUGGCUACGCCGAUGAAGACGUCUAUUCCCCUGAGAGACAAGAGCUGAUGGACAGACCCUCAGGGAAAUAGACUCCGGGAACUAUUUAUUUGUAUGAGUCACACAAACAUAUUCAGCCACUGAAGAAACUUCAUGAAAAAUCCGUAUCUGUUGAAUGUAUGAAAAGGUUUGUUAUUGUUAAUGACAUCAUGAACACACCCACUGGCGUGACGUCGACCGAGUUCGCAGUUGUCUUCCGGCGGUUAACGCAUUGCCCCGGAGGUAUAUUUAACACAGAUCAAGUUGCCUAACCUGAUGCGCAGGCAUUGCAUCAACCAACAGUUGUGUGCCAGACAAUGCAAUGUGGUUAGCUGACAUGUUAAAUACUUAUCCAGGCGUUGUUAGAUCUGGCAUGAGUCUUCAGUGUAGUCGGACAGUUUGAUUGUGUAGACUGUCCUAUGUCCAGUGUUACUGUAGACAGUCAUUAAUCCAUGCUAGUGCUGUGACUUUUGUGUGAAAAUUGUUAUUUAUGGAUGUUAAAAAUAA